UGCUCUGGCUUUGUUUAUCUAGGAAUAAGGGACAGAAAGUGUCACCGAUCUGAGACAGACAGAAUGUGAGAGAACAUCCAUGACUUCAUCUCCUCAGGGCCACUCCUUCCCCGCGGAACAUAUAUUCCGCUGUCUCUAACCCGCCCCGGGAACUCUAUAAAACCCCAUCGUCAUCGCAUGUAACCUCAAUUCAUUCCUAUUUCACCUUUACCUUAAGACCCCCUCGACUUAACAUUCCCUCUACCUACACUAAUCAGGCAUCAUGUCCCACCUCACCUACUACAACUACGACGGUAUCGGCAAGCGCAACCAACAAACCUUCAAAUACAGCCAGGCCGUCCGCAUCGGCGACCGCAUCGAAUGUUCCGGCCAGGGCGGCUGGGACCCACAGACCGGCGAGAUCCACCGCGAGAUCAACGCGCAGAUCGACCAGGCCUUCGCGAACGUGGACCUGAACCUGAAGACCGCUGGCGGCAAGGGCUGGAGCCAGGUGUUCCGGGUGAAUUCGUACCACGUGCCCAUCAACAACGAGGCGCUGGACGCCAUGGUCCGGAACUUCGAGAAGUGGAUGCCCGACCACGAGCCCCUGUGGACCUGUGUCGGGGUCACGCGGCUGGGCGAGGAUGAUAUGCGCGUUGAGAUUGAGGUUGUUGCGCAUGAUCCAAAAUAGGUUCUUGGGGGGGGGGGGAUUAGGUAUGACGAGG
Molecule: messenger RNA, 704 nt
Organism: Aspergillus brunneoviolaceus CBS 621.78
Lineage: Eukaryota; Fungi; Ascomycota; Eurotiomycetes; Eurotiales; Aspergillaceae
Product: RidA family protein
Exons: 2
Coding region: 263-670 (135 amino acids)
Cellular component (GO): cytosol
Molecular function (GO): deaminase activity
Source: RefSeq, a predicted model, not a curated record